GAGGCUCUGCCCAGAGCCUUCAGGGUGGGCAUCCUGGGCUGGACAGGUGACUGAAGUGUGGCAGCAAGGGAGAAUGCGCCUCUCUAAAACCCUCGGUGACAUGGACAUGGCUGACUACAGUGCUGCGUUGGACCCGGCCUACACCACCCUGGAGUUUGAGAAUGUGCAGGUGCUGACGAUGGGCAAUGACACAUCCCCAUCAGAAAGUGCCAACCUCAACACAACCAACAGCCUGGGUGUGAGCGCCCUGUGUGCCAUCUGUGGGGACCGAGCCACCGGGAAACACUAUGGGGCCUCGAGCUGUGAUGGCUGCAAAGGUUUCUUCCGGAGGAGCGUAAGGAAAAACCACAUGUACUCCUGCAGGUUUAGCCGACAGUGCGUGGUGGACAAAGACAAGAGGAACCAAUGCCGCUACUGCAGGCUCAAGAAGUGUUUCCGGGCUGGCAUGAAGAAGGAAGCUGUUCAGAACGAACGGGACCGGAUCAGCACGCGCAGGUCAAGCUACGAAGACAGCAGCCUGCCCUCCAUCAAUGCGCUUCUGCAAGCUGAAGUCCUGUCUCAGCAGAUCACCUCCCCUGUCUCUGGGAUCAACGGUGACAUCCGGGCUAAGAAAAUCGCCAGCAUCGCAGACGUGUGUGAGUCCAUGAAGGAGCAGCUGCUGGUGCUUGUUGAGUGGGCCAAGUACAUCCCGGCUUUCUGCGAGCUCCCCCUGGAUGACCAGGUGGCCCUGCUCAGAGCCCAUGCCGGUGAACACCUGUUGCUGGGAGCCACCAAGCGAUCCAUGGUGUUCAAAGAUGUGCUGCUGCUAGGCAAUGACUACAUCGUGCCGCGGCACUGUCCGGAGCUGGCGGAGAUGAGCCGAGUAUCCAUGCGCAUUCUAGACGAGUUGGUACUGCCCUUCCAGGAGCUGCAGAUUGAUGACAAUGAGUAUGCCUGCCUCAAAGCCAUCAUCUUCUUCGACCCAGAUGCCAAGGGGCUGAGCGACCCGGGCAAGAUCAAGAGGCUGCGUUCCCAGGUCCAGGUGAGCCUGGAGGAUUACAUUAAUGACCGCCAGUACGACUCACGUGGGCGCUUUGGCGAGCUGCUAUUACUGCUGCCCACGCUGCAGAGCAUCACCUGGCAGAUGAUCGAACAGAUCCAGUUCAUCAAGCUCUUUGGCAUGGCCAAGAUUGACAACUUAUUGCAGGAGAUGCUGCUGGGAGGGUCCUCCAGUGAUGCACCCCAUGCUCACCACCCCCUGCACCCUCACCUGAUGCAGGAACACAUGGGCACCAAUGUCAUUGUGGCCAACACAAUGCCUGCUCAUCUCAGCAAUGGACAGAUGUGUGAGUGGCCCCGUCCCAGGGGGCAGGCAGCCACCCCUGAGACUCCUCAGCCCUCACCUCCAGGAGGCUCAGGGUCUGAGCCCUACAAGCUCCUACCGGGAGCCAUCGCCACGAUUGUCAAGCCACCUUCGUCCAUCCCCCAGCCAACCAUCACCAAGCAGGAAGUCAUCUAGCAAGUCAUUGGGGGUCGCGGGCUAUGCUGGCUCCUCCUAACCGUCUUUAGGAGCACCUGGUGAUCAUGUGAUGACAGCCAAGAAAGGCAUGACAACAGGACCAGUCCCAGAGCAGUAACAGAAAGGGCAAAGGGUCC
Chrysochloris asiatica (Cape golden mole) is the source of this 1635-nucleotide messenger RNA. It is a transcript of the gene HNF4A, whose product is annotated as hepatocyte nuclear factor 4, alpha. The coding region runs from base 74 to 1498 and encodes 474 amino acids. The transcript has 10 exons. Gene Ontology annotation, molecular function: nuclear receptor activity; zinc ion binding; RNA polymerase II cis-regulatory region sequence-specific DNA binding. NCBI's taxonomy places the organism in Eukaryota, Metazoa, Chordata, Mammalia, Afrosoricida, Chrysochloridae. The record is from RefSeq and is a predicted model, not a curated record. Gene Ontology annotation, biological process: anatomical structure development; positive regulation of transcription by RNA polymerase II; cell differentiation.